UGUGGCAACAUUUGUUGGGGUAUAAAUUCAAAAGUUCCAAAUGUUUUUUAUAUACAGGAAAUAUGCCAUUUUUUCACCAAUUAAUUUUUUCUGAGCAUACACAAACUUAAACCGUUAGAAGCCGUCUUUAUACAAGGCAUAUGUAUGAAUGUUACACCAAAUUGAUUUUGCCGUAUAUAACCAACAAGUAAUAAUUUAAGUUUGAUUAAGUGUUAAAAAGGCUUGGUUUGAAGAAUGGCAAAGGCAAAACAUUCCAAAGCUAAUAGGCUGAAAUUGGUCAAAGAAGAAGAUGUUAUAGAGUCUGAAUCAGUGGUUGAAGAGUCUGUUGAGGUGGAAGAAAUAGAGGAAGAAGAACAAGUUGUAGUUCAACAAGAUGAAGAUGAUGACGACGAAGAUGAUGAGGAGGAUGAGGAUGAUGAUGACUACGAUCCAAGCAAGAAAAAUGUGGAUGAAGAAGGUAAUGAUUUAGAUGCUGUGGAUGAUGAUGACGAUGAUGAUAAUGCAAAUGAUGAAAAAGUUCCUGAUUAUUCAGUAAUAGAAUCAACUAUAAGUCAAGUGAGAACAAGAAGUCAAAAACAAUCUUCACAUAAUAAGGCAAGAGCAACUCAUAUAGGCUCUUUUGAAACUGAUGAAAGAGGAUUAGUUAAGGAAGUCAGAUCAUCCAUUGAUGUUGAAUCAUUGUUUGAUGAUUUAAAGAGUGGUAAAGCAGAUUGGAGACCAGAUGGUUAUUCAUCCAAUGAUCAAUUGACUGAAAAGAGUACCUUAACAGACCAAGACAAAUCGAGUAACGAUUCAUUAGGUACUAGGAAGAUUAAGAUAGAAACAUCAUAUGCAUUUGCUGGGAAACUUGUUACAGAAACAAAGUAUGUUGAUGAGAAUUCAGCAGAAGCUAAAGCAUAUUUAAAUUCAACUGCAUCCAUAACCCUUGAUAAUUCGAAAGAAAGUAAGAGAAAUAGUUCAUUUGUAACUGUCAUAAGGAAAGUUGCCAAAACAGAUGAAGAAAAGGAACUCCGGAUCAAAUUAAAGAGACCAUCAUUAAUAGAUAAUUUCAUGACCAAUUUAGGUAAGAAACAAAAACUUUCAACCCUUGAAAAAUCUCGAUUAGAUUGGGCUAGUUUUGUUGAUAAACGUAAGAUUGGUGAUGAAUUGAAAAUACAUAAUAAAGCUGGGUUUCUUGAUACUCAAGAUUUCUUACAUAGAGUUGACACUAGACGUGAUGAACAAUAUGUUAAAGCCAGAGAUGAUGAUAGACAACGACAAUUUAUCCUCAAUGCUGCCCAAGGUAAGUAACGAUUUAAUGAUUUUAUAAUAAACAAAUAUACAAAGUAUUUAAUAAACAGUAAUAAACUAUAGUAUAGUAUACUAUACAAUCAUAUUUGAACUUUUUCACACGACCAUUGAUCAAUUUUUUCUGAAAAGGGA
Molecule: messenger RNA, 1422 nt
Organism: Scheffersomyces coipomensis
Lineage: Eukaryota; Fungi; Ascomycota; Pichiomycetes; Serinales; Debaryomycetaceae
Exons: 1
Coding region: 235-1290 (351 amino acids)
Cellular component (GO): Swr1 complex
Source: RefSeq, a predicted model, not a curated record